AUGUGUUUUGAGCAGUGUGUGAACGAGGUGGUGAUUGUGAUGCUGACGCCACUGUUUGAGGGCGGGCGUGAAAAAUGCUACAAGUACUGGUCGGAAAAUGACUUCCGCGCCGGGGACGGGCUGGUACUGGAAUUUGGCGGCGUGCGCGAAAGCGAGAGCGGGCAUUUCACGGUGCGGCACUGGACGCUGCGGGAUGAGACGAGCGGGGCACUGAAGCCGGUGACUCAGUACCAAUUCCACGAGUGGGCGGAUUUCAGUGCGCCUGAGCAGGCGCCGUCGUUGGUGGAGCUGAGCAACAGCGUACACUCGCACGACACGACAGACCCGAUUGUGGUGCACUGCUCGGCCGGCGUGGGGCGGUCUGGCACGUUCAUCGCGGUGGACUACUUUCUACAGCACUGCACAGCGAGUUUGACGGCUCCCGACACCGACGACGCUCGCGAGGACCUGAUCACGCCGGUCAACAACCACGAGGUGCGAGACCCCGUGCUGGAGAUCGUGCUGGAACUACGCAGCCAGCGCGUGCUGAUGGUGCAGCAAUUCGAGCAGUUUGCGUUCAUCUACGACUGUCUGCGGCAGUACUACAUCAGCAGGUACCUGAAUAAAACGUGA
Molecule: messenger RNA, 612 nt
Organism: Ogataea parapolymorpha DL-1
Lineage: Eukaryota; Fungi; Ascomycota; Pichiomycetes; Pichiales; Pichiaceae
Exons: 1
Coding region: 1-612 (203 amino acids)
Biological process (GO): protein dephosphorylation
Molecular function (GO): protein tyrosine phosphatase activity
Source: RefSeq, a predicted model, not a curated record